CUUGUACUCCAGAUUUCCAGUGGCCAAGCAGUCCAGGAAAGCUGAGCUCCUGUGUCUGGGCAGAGGCAGGGAGCAAGGCAUGGAGAGGAGGGGUCAUUUUAAAGAGCACUCGAGCGCAGGCUCCAGUCUCCUUUGCUCGCUGUGACAGCAAAGUAUCUCAUUGGAAACCACAAGCUGGGACUUACUAAGUGGCCUCUGACCUUUCUCUCUCUUUUUUACCACAAUUCCUCACUUUUUGUGUUUGCAUUUUCCAAGGAAGACGCAUUUUCACUGACAGCUUCUUGGACAGCUCUGGAACAACAUUUUUCUGAGGAGGCAAGCUCUUGGCUGUGAUAUUUCAUUGCAGUCAUGGCUCCUAAGAAGAAGAAUGUGAAAAAGAACAAAGCAGAUGUCAAUGAAACUACUAUCAUCGUGGAAGAUGGCCCCCUCAGUAAACUAAAUGGCUUGAAUGGACUCUUGGAAGGAGGAAAUGGUUUCAGCUGCAUCUCAUCUGAAGUUUCAGACCCAUCAUAUUGCCCAAAUCUCUUGGAAGGUCUAAGUAGAAUGAGACAAGAAAAUUUUCUGUGUGACUUGACUAUCAGUACCAAAACCAAAUCCUUUAGUGUUCAUAAGGUGGUGAUGGCUUCAAGCAGUGAAUACUUCCACAACAUCUUAAAGAAAGAUCCAUCCACUCAAAGAGUGGACCUCAAUGAUGUGUCCCCAGUGGGUCUAGCUACUGUUAUCACCUAUGCUUACUCUGGAAAACUUACUCUCUCACUUUAUACAAUAGGUAGUAUUAUUUCCACAGCAAUUUAUCUACAGAUUCACACCCUUGUAAAGAUGUGCUGUGAUUUUCUAGUCCAAGAAAUCAGUGUUGAGAACUGUAUGUACAUUGCUAAUAUUGCAGAAACGUACGGACUAAAAACAACCAAGGAAGCAGCACACAAAUUUAUUAGAGACAACUUCAUUGAAUUUUCAGAAACUGAUCAGUUCCUAAAACUUACUUUUGAUCAGAUUAAUGAACUUCUUGCAGAUGAUGAUUUGCAGUUGCCUUCUGAAAUUGUUGCAUUCCAGAUUGCAAUAAAAUGGCUGGAAUUUGACCAAAAAAGAGUAAAGUUUGCUGCCAGUCUCUUAAGUAACAUCCGUUUUGGUACCAUCUCAGCCCAAGACCUUGUCAACUAUGUACAAACUGUGCCAAGAAUGAUGCAAGAUGCAGACUGCCAUAAGCUCCUAGUGGAUGCCAUGAACUAUCACUUGCUUCCCUAUCACCAGAAUACACUUCAGUCCAGAAGAACAAGGAUCCGUGGAGGUUUCAGAGUCUUAGUUACUGUAGGGGGACGCCCUGCUCUAACAGAGAAGUCUCUCAGCAGAGACAUCUUAUACAGAGAUCCUGAAAACGGAUGGAAGAAGCUAAGUGAAAUGCCUGCUAAAAGUUUUAAUCAGUGCGUCACAGUGAUGGAUGGAUUUCUUUAUGUGGCUGGUGGGGAAGACCAGAAUGAUGCCAGGAACCAAGCUAAGCAUGCAGUCAGCAAUUUCUGCAGAUACGAUCCUCGUUUCAACAGCUGGAUUCACUUGGCAAACAUGAAUCAGCGGCGCACCCAUUUUAGCCUGAAUGUGUUCAAUGGCCUCCUUUUUGCCGUGGGCGGUCGCAAUUCUGAGGGAUGCCUCUCCUCUGUCGAAUGCUACGUGCCCGCAACUAACCAGUGGCAGAUGAAGGCACCGCUGGAGGUGCCCAGGUGCUGCCAUGCCAGUGCCGUGGUGGAUGGUCAGAUCCUGGUCACAGGAGGCUACAUCAAUAACGCUUACUCUCGCUCAGUGUGCAUGUACGACCCCAGCAAAGACAGCUGGCAGGACAAGGCCAGCCUCAGCACCCCAAGAGGCUGGCACUGUGCAGUGUCCCUUCUGGAGAGGGUCUAUGUCAUGGGUGGGUCUCAGCUGGGGGGGCGAGCCGAGAGGGUUGAUGUUCUCCCUGUGGAGUGUUACAGUCCUUACACAGGGCAAUGGAAUUACGUGGCACCACUUCAAACCGGAGUUAGUACGGCUGGUGCCUCCACCCUUAAUGGGAAAAUUUACUUAGUGGGUGGCUGGAAUGAAAUAGAGAAAAAGUACAAGAAAUGCAUUCAGUGCUAUAACCCAAAUCUCAAUGAAUGGACAGAGGAAGAUGAGCUGCCUGAGGCCACUGUGGGUGUAUCCUGUUGUACAAUAUCCAUGCCCAACACAAAGACAAGAGAGUCCAGGGCCAGCUCAGUCUCUUCUGUCCCAGUUAGUAUUUAAAGACAGGUCUAACCAGCAAUAAGUUAAAAAUGUUUACCAGCACAGCAGUAUAAUUAACCCUUUAAGUAGAAUUUUUGUGCUUAUAUGGAAAAAAAAUAAUUGGCUUUGCAAACAUUUUAACAGUGCAAACUGGCUGGUUUUCAUGAAGCAAGUCACUCACCUUUUUCUAAGGUAUCCAGAGAUGGUAUUUAGAAAUUUAAAAAGCAACUAUUCUGGCCUCAGAUGCACAUUGGAUGAAAUUGUCAUGAAAUUGUCAUAUGCAAGUGGCUCUUUUUUUUUUAGGAAUUCAGUCUCAGAGUGCUAUGAAUAGUCAGAUGUUGCUCCAUGCUUUCCUAUUUGUGAGCAAACACUUCCUGUACAUUGACAACCAUUUUGGUUUUGAGUAGAAGGUUAUUUGUGAAUGAUGGGCUAAGUGCAAUGAAACUAAUUUCUACUACUUAAAGGGUUAAAAACUUUGGGGGCCAAAUCCUUUUCAUCUUACUCACAAAAAUGGUUCCAUUGAUUUCAGUGGGACUACUGAAUAAGAUGUACAGGAUUUUGAACUCUUGGCCAAAUUCUGGCAGAACAGUAGAUAAAGAUGCUUGCUAAAACUGUCAUACCCAGAAGGAAGACUGUCCUCUGCCUCCACUGCCCUUCACCACAACAAAUCCACGAAGGCAUGUCCUAGGAGCCAAAUACCAAUGGCCACGUGUUCCUUCUGUAGCAUAAGUUAGGUAUGUACUUUAGGACAAAAAUCUUACACAGAUUAAGAAAUGUUAUUGUUAUCAGUAUAACACUUCAGGGUGGCUUUAUAUUAUUUUCUCUAAACAUCUGUUUGGGCUUCAACUGCACAUUGAGCCAGAAUUUGGCCCUUAAUAUGUGACACUAUUAGCUGGACUUAAUAUUAUGUUGAUCAUGCCAUGUACUGAGCUAUUUGUGAUAUUUUUAUGUAUGAUCUUGUAUUGUUAGAACUGUGAAAAUUAUUUGUAUGGUGUGUUUUAUGGGACAGUGUUCUUUCAUUGUCCAGUGCUGCAUUUUCAAUCUUCUGAUGUUUAAUAACAACAUGUCAGUUGAACUCGAAAUAUUGUAUAUCCCAAAAAGAAGUUUUAAAAUACAGUUUAGGAAGUACUGUAUACAUUAAUAUUAAGUAGAGCAGAGGACUUCUAACUGUAUGAGAUGUAGACUGUUAAAGCACUACAAGGGUCUUCUUUAAUGAUAUACUCGUAGUAGUAGGAAAAAAAAUAUAAGCCGUUAUCCUCAGAAUUCCUUAUAAAAUGCCCAUGCAUUUUAUAGUCAGCAUCUGUGCUUCAAAUUCAAAUCUGAAAAAUAAGCUUUCUUCAGUCUGUGAGUGAAGCAGUUUGCUAAGGUUUGUUUUCUUGUUUAUUCAUGAUUGUUUAGGCGCAUGGGAGAGUGUGUUACAAGGUUGUGAGGGAGGAACUUACUGUUGUAAAGUUGUGCUGAAAGGAAGAUGUUGCGCUUAGUUCUUAAUUGAGAUGAGAUCAUGAUUGUUUAAUCUCUUCUUAAAGUUAACCUUCAAGAUCAUAUGUGGAUCAGUCAAGAGUCCAGUAAACUUAAAUGCCAACUUCUAGCUGGUCAAAGAGGGAAGCAGAUAAAAUUAACAUCAAGAAAACCAAAUGAGGUGUUAAAAAGUGCUUUGUGUUGAGAUUUUUUAAAUGGCAGUUUUUGCAGGAAAAAGUAUGUGAUAAAUGAAAUGACUGAGUAAGACCAUGCUUUAUAUUAUCCUGAAACCUAGAUUAGUUUAUCUCCUGAUUGUAACUCUUCCCAAACCAUAGUGGUUUUAGAGGGAGUUUUCCCUUAGUAGCAGCUGGGUUUGGUAAUUCGAGUUGCAAACCCAACAGUCACACAAAUAGUUUUAUGAGCAUGCGUACCUUCUUGAAUUCAGUGGAGCUUCUGCUAUAUACAGUUAUUCUCAUGGAUUUAUAUUUGGAAAAUUAAAAUACAAGAACUAAAUCCAUGAGUAGACAAACAUCAAUGUUAGUGACAGCCAACAUGAAUGUAUUAGACUGAUCCUCAACAUGACCAUUCACUUACCAUGCUGGCUCAUGACAUUUUUUUGAGACUCAAUUACCCCAUAAGGAUAUUAUUUCCUGGGGAAUUGUUGCUCAAUGAAGUCCUAUGUAUGCUCCAAGGAUUUUUUUGCAACACACAGGAUGGGAGAUGCUUGAGGCUCCAGUCAGUAGAAACGGGAAGAUCAAGCCACUUAUAACAAUCAAUAGACUGAGAUUUUGUUAGCAAUUCUCAAGAAUGUUUGAGAAAAAUGUGCUGGAAAUAAGCACCUACUUCAACACAUAGCUUUCUAUAAGCAGCUUUGCUUAUGUUGCAUGACUGAGAUGGGCUCCAUAACUGAGAUUUUUCUAAUGAAAAGCAAGGCUCAAUUUUCAAUUGCCUGUAACUUCAGUUCUCAUUUGAACUCAAUUUUCAAUCCAUUUUAACCCAUUUACCCAAGCUGGGAGAUCUUGUUCCAAGUCUGGAUUCACUCAGAGAAUGCGAUUAAAGCCAAUAGUUAGUCCUCGUAUAGUUCCUUGGACGUUUUGCAAUUAAUCUUCUCAUCUUUUUGCAUAAGUACUCAAAAACAUUGUAAUGCACAGAUUUAUACUUUGAUUCCUCCUUGCAAGAGGAAGAUCUGUUGUCUCUAUUAGUUUCUCUUUUCUUAUCCAUAACUGAGUCACUAACAGGGCACCAAAGGAGAUGCACAGGUGUGAACAGCACAUAAAAGCUCUGAUUUUAAAAAUCUCAUUGCUGGUGGCCACAAUAAAGAAAAGGACACAUUCUGAAAUGCCUGCUGAAAAGAAAAGGGUGAAAAAUUAGUUACUGGUGCUCAUUUGCAAGUGUGACACUGCUCAGAACUCUGUUCCCAGGAAUUUCCUAAAGAAUAAAGGAAAAUAGAUGCAAUUCUAUAUAGCUGGUAUGAGAGAUUUGGUUAAUGCCAGAUGAGUCUUGCCAUGCAAAAGACAUACUUGUCUCAAUGAAAAUUUUCAAUAACAAUAUAGGCAAUCGAUAAACUUAUAAGGAAUAUAUAGUCAGUUUCUGUUGGUAGAAUGGGAACACACACACUUACAUAAACUGGAUGUUAUGCUAGUUGCAGCCUUGGCAGUUUUUUUGUCAACAAGAAAAAAUAUUAACUUAUUUGUAUAAAGCAUUUUCCUAGUUUGUUAAGUGCUAGACAUAUUGCUUAUACAGAAGGGUUUUCUAACUGUACACUUUAAAGAUGGACUGUGAUAACACAAGGGAACAUAUUUCAACAGAAAAAAAAUCUGUAAGUGUAAUGUGAGAAUGUUACUACUUAAAAAUUAAAAUUUGUAGUGCAGCAGUUGUUAAGAGGAAAACAGCAUGUUGGUAUUUUUCAUUGUGUGCUUUAAAUAAAGCUGGCGACACAUGGUGCAAACAAAUUAUUCAUAUUGUAAAAUCAGUUGGAAACUGCGAGACUGUAUUUCUAACGAACGCCUGGUUGCAGUUGAAAUAUGCUUUGUUUUCUGAGCCCCGGGCUGAUCCUUGCUUUCAUAUCAGCCAACUGGAAUGUUUGUUACACCCGGACUGUCAAACCACCUUCACAAUAAGCUGUGUAGUGUGACACUGGAGCCAUUUUUAUCUUUUCUAUUUCAUUACAAGGACAACAACUUGCUUUUUAACAAUAAAUUUCACAGUCUUUUGUUGUAAUCAAAAUGCCUAACAAGAAGUGAUGAUAAAUCAGAUGUCUGAUUAGUAACUGAACAUGUUUUCAUUUGGAUUGUAUGAGUAACAGUAUAAAAAAUAAAAACAUCUAAAUUUCAAGGAAAAAAAUAGUCCAGAUUCUGAAGAGCAAAUAAGUUGAGCCACAGAUGAGAGGAUCUGAGAUGCCAAAAAUCAUUCCACAUGUUUUGACACCAAGGGUUUGGUUCAAAGUGUGAUUCUGUAGAUGUGGCAGAUGUCACAACCUGAAGGGUUACCCAGCCUGCAGCUGUGCAGAGAUCAUGACUGCGUUCCUAGGAUUCUGUAAUACACAAGGAUGCAGAGGCUUUGUCCUCUAAAAUAUUCUACUUUAUUACAGAUUACCACAAAAAUCACUGCUAGCAAAUAUACUGGUAGUUAAUAAAGCUAAUAUGAUGAUUAGUAAAGUCAAUAUGAAUGAAUAUAUGUCAAGCUACUAAAAAUUAUUAUCAAUAAUACAGUAUCAAUUAAUAGUAUGGUGUCAAACAAUACUAGCUUCAAGCAGUGUAGUACAACCAAUGAUAACAACAACCAAGCAGGUAUAUACUAUUACAAUUACCAUAACUUAUCACCAGUGAAGAAAAUUUAUCAACAAUAAUAGCAUCUAUACUUCAUAUAUAUUACAUUUACAUGAAGAAAAUUAGACAGACUUAAGAAGAAGCCAAACCAUCUCAAAAGGGAGGAACAAACUGAUUCUGGAGGGGACAUCCAACCAACCCCAAAAGAGGGGAGCACAGAUGCAAGCAGCAAGAGAAAAGACAGAGUCUCCCUUCCAGACAGAUCCCUGACACAGAGUCUGGAAUCAGCCAGCAUCCCCAGUGAGAGUCCAAGUGCUUGUGGACACUUCAUGUGUGAUUCAGCUGGAAAGUUCUCAGAAAGAGACUCCAUUUUGGAUAAAAAUUAAGUCCUUUUUAUAACAACGAGACUUAAGCAUGUGUAGGAGAUCCUACUUUGAGCGGUUAAUAGAUGAUGUUAAUUUCUGAUUUUCAUCUCCAAUAGCCAAUAGAUGAUUCUGUUUUCUACUUUUCCAGAGCAAUUUUAUAUUUCUAUGUUGUUUUCCAUUUUCUCAGAUGUUAAGUUGUCCUUGCAGUCUCUUGGUCUUUUGUUUAGUGGUGCUACCUUGGGAUGUCUCUGGUUUCUAGGUACCCAGCUGCACUUUUCAAGGAUGCUUGUGAUUCCUAGGCCUAGUCUUCAGCCUCACAGUCCCAUGAUGGCUGACCUUUCUCUGUCAGGAAUUUCAACAGACAAUUUCUUCUGUGCAGCAAUUUUCCUCUUCUAACCUUCUAACAGCAGGUGAGCCAAGGCAGCAGGGUGAGCCUGAUGGCUAUGAACCAGGACCCGUGCACAUCUGGAGCAGCAGCUGGGCUCCUUAGGGCACCUGAAAAGCUGCUACAUGCCUGUGGCUGUGCUCACCUGUGCAUCAAGUCAGGGGGUCAGGACUCAGUUGUCUGAAUGUACCUUGUGCAGAUGCCCCAGGUGCUGCAGAGCAUCUCAAAUGGCACCAGGUGUCAACUUGUGGGCAGUUAAGUCAAGUCUGGAGAAGGGGAUUUAUUUGCCCCUUUAGUCUCUGCACAGCAGUCCAGAAGUGCAUGGCUGUCCUGUGUGUAUGCUAAUAUGUCCACUGGUCCUGGCUGCCUUGGGUACCUUCAGUGAUGAUGAUUUUGAGGAAAUAAGAGGGAUGAUUUUGCUUCAAAAUUCAGGGGUGAUUUUGAGGAGUCAAGCCAUGAGUCUGUAUUGUAAAAACUGCUAGAAAGACAGAACUUAAAAUUAGACUAAGAUAUAAAAGCAAAAAUAUUUUAAGCAAGUCUUGACAAUGCUAAAGCAAACAUAGAUUAAAGUAGAAACUAUCUGGAUCCUUUUUUUCUUAAAAUAUUUGCCUUGUUUCUUAAGGGUCUGAGAAAUCUUUAUUGCAGAUAUAUUUCAGAGCUUACUAUGUCAUCAUUUUCCUUCCAAAAACACUGAAAUAAUAUGAGUGAAAUAUUUACUUAGCAAAAGCUGUUUUUCUGUAAAUUAUCCAUAAUUUAGGUAUAGGUCUUGCAUAGAUUUAUGGUGUCCAUUGUAACAACUAAACCCCAAUAUGUAGAGGGUAUAAAUUGAUAUGCUGCUUCUUUCUGUGAAAUGUUUAUAAGGUAAAUGUUACCCAAGCCUACGGCAACAUGUUAUUUUUUUCAUUUGAAGGACACCGUGCAUUCUUUAAGUAGAAUCCCUAUAUAGCACAGGAAGUUCCACCUGAAUAUGAAAAAGAACUUUAUUUCCACAUGUGACCACGCAGUGGAACAGAUUGCCCAGAGAAGUUGUGGAGUCUCCCUCACUGGAGAUAUUCCAGAAUUGCCUGGAUGUAAUCCUGUGCCAUAUGCUGUAGGAUGCCCUUGGUUAAGCAGGGAGGUUGGACGAGAGGAUCCACUGUGGUCCCUUCCAACCUGAUCCAUUCUGUGACUCUGUGACUCUGUAGUCAUGUGAGAAUAGCUGAGUAGAGUCAGAAUUCUGCUGAAUUUAAUUACAAACAGACAAAUCGAACAGACUGCUUUUUUUGGUGUUAUUUAUAUAUGGGAUUAUUCUGAGCCAAACAGUAAAUUUGUUGAAGUUACUUAUCUAAAGGAAGAGAAUAAAUUGAGAUUAAAGGUC
Messenger RNA from Pseudopipra pipra, 8565 nucleotides. It is a transcript of the gene KLHL31, whose product is annotated as kelch like family member 31. The transcript is spliced from 3 exons. Gene Ontology annotation, molecular function: protein binding. Lineage: Eukaryota; Metazoa; Chordata; Aves; Passeriformes; Pipridae. The record is from RefSeq and is a predicted model, not a curated record. Gene Ontology annotation, cellular component: nucleus; cytoplasm. The coding region runs from base 349 to 2253 and encodes 634 amino acids. Gene Ontology annotation, biological process: negative regulation of JNK cascade; negative regulation of protein phosphorylation.